This is a messenger RNA of Anopheles aquasalis, 4371 nucleotides long. RefSeq names its product spermatogenesis-associated protein 20. The record is from RefSeq and is a predicted model, not a curated record. Lineage: Eukaryota; Metazoa; Arthropoda; Insecta; Diptera; Culicidae. Gene Ontology annotation, biological process: carbohydrate metabolic process.
UAUGUGAUUUGGUGUACCGUUUGAAUUGGCCGCUAAAAGCACUUUUUCCGCGUAAAAUCGCUGUAAAAAGGGGUGAAAUCUUCACCUUUCUGUUCUAUUCCACGCCCUGGACCAACAGACUGCACGACCUCCGGUUCCCGUUGGAAGAGUAAGCCAGGAAAGACGCACCCAACCGCAGUACGUCCAAGUUCCUCGACGAGACGAGGUGGAAACCACGAAAAAGGGGUUCUAUUUCCUGUUGCAACGUCCCUGGGAACCAAUCGACCACCCACUCACAAUCAACUCGCACCGGAGAGCACACCAGAAGGCAGCCACCGAGGCCGGGGAAUCUGCGGCGGAGGCACACGGGCAAAAGGGCAUCGCGAUCCGCGGAAGCCGCACCGAUUUGAUUUCUCCUUCCAGCCACAUCUCCUGUUGUUACGGCUAGGCUAAUAUCGGCCAGCCCCUCAAAUCCGGAACAUCCACAUCCCAAAUUCCAUUCCGCAAAUUCGAUUUUUCAGCAGCAGCAGCGAUUUGCCAACAUUAUGCUAUGUUGAAUAGCGUAGCCCGCGCCCUGCGAACAAGUUGGAAAGUGCCGCGCGGUUCCGGGAGCGCCUGCACAUCUCCCGUCCCCUCCGUUUCCGAGUGUUGCACGACCUCCGGUUCUCCGUUUCUGCAUCCCGCGGUCUCGCACCCGGCCCAAGUGCGGUCCUGCUCGAACGGAACCUCCAAGCAAGGGGCAGGCGGCGGAAUGGCUUCGAAGGAACCAAAGUUCACGAAUCGGCUGGCACAGGAGAAAUCGCCGUACCUGUUGCAGCAUGCGCAUAAUCCUGUCGAUUGGUAUCCUUGGGGCGAUGAGGCGAUUCAGAGGGCGCGCAAGGAGGACAAACUGAUCUUCCUGUCUGUUGGCUACAGCACGUGCCACUGGUGUCACGUGAUGGAGCGUGAAUCGUUUGAGGACGAAAAGGUCGCUACCUUGAUGAACAAACAUUUUAUAAAUAUAAAGGUGGACAGGGAAGAAAAUCCUAAUGUGGAUAAGCUGUAUAUGCUUUUCGUUGUCCUCUGCAACGGGUCGGGCGGUUGGCCCAUGAGCGUUUGGUUAACGCCCGAUCUUGCCCCGGUCACCGGAGGUACGUACUUCCCUCCGAACGACCGGUGGGGAAUGCCGGGUUUCACAACCGUACUGAAUAAGCUGGCCGCCAAAUGGGCCACCGAUCGUGAGGAUCUCGUCCGGACGGGACGCUCGGUGAUUGAAGCGAUCAAGCGCAACGUCGACCAGAAGCAGGGAUCGGGCGACGGCGAUGAAGAGGAGGGCGCGGCUGCGGUAGCCGCUACAAGCGAAACACUCGAGGCCAAGUUUCGCCAAGCGAUCAAUCUUUACCAGCGUAACUACGAUCCCGUCUGGGGUGGUUCGCUGGGGGCGCCCAAGUUCCCGGAGGCGGCCAAGCUCAAUCUUAUGUUUCACCUGCACGUGCAGGAACCGAAACACAAGGUGCUGGGUGUGGUAUUGAACACGCUGGAUAAGAUAGCCGCCGGCGGGAUUCACGAUCACGUGUUCGGUGGGUUCGCACGCUACUCGGUUGAUAAGAAGUGGCACGUCCCGCACUUUGAGAAGAUGUUGUACGAUCAAGGUCAGCUGUUGUCACUCUACGCCAACGGCUAUCGGUUGACACAAAAACCGCUCUACCUGACCGUGGCCGAUGCCAUCUAUCGGUAUCUGUGCAAGGACCUGCGACACCCGAACGGAGGGUUCUACAGUGGCGAAGACGCCGACUCGCUGCCCACCGCCGACAGCGAGGAGAAGGUGGAGGGUGCCUUUUACGCUUGGACGUACGCCGAGAUCAAGGAGACGCUGGAGCGCGGUGCGGCCAAGUUCGGUGAUACGACGGUCAGCCCGAUCGAGGUGUACGCCGAGCACUACGAUAUCAAGGAAACGGGUAACGUGGAACCGGCCAGUGAUCCGCAUGGGCAUCUGCUCGGCAAAAACAUCCCGAUCGUGUACGGAUCGGUUCGUGAAACGGCCGAAAAGUGUGGCACCAGCCCGGAAAUCGUGGAGCGUGUGUUGCACGUUGCGAAUGAGUUGCUACACGAGGAGCGCGAACGACGACCGAGACCGCACCUCGAUACGAAGAUCAUCUGCGCGUGGAAUGGACUCGUCCUGUCCGGAUUGUCCCACUUGGCCUGUGUGCAGGAUGCACAGGAUCGGACCAAGUACCUAGCGACGGCGGCAGAGUUGGUGAAGUUCGUGCGGGCCAACCUGUACGAUGUGCAGGCGCGCAAGCUGCUCCGGUCGUGCUACGGCGACGGAGAGGAAACGUUGGCCUCCGAGCGACCCAUUUACGGUUUCCUCGAUGAUUAUGCGUUCCUGAUCCGAGGCUUGAUCGAUUACUAUGUAGCAUCGCUCGAUGAGCAUGCGCUACAUUGGGCUAAGGAACUGCAGGACAUCCAGGAUGAGCUGUUCUGGGAUCCGAAGAACGGUGCUUACUUCUACUCGGAGGCCAACUCACCGAAUGUGGUCGUACGGCUAAAGGAAGAUCACGAUGGUGCGGAACCGUCCGGAAAUAGUGUCGCUGGCCACAAUCUGCUUCUGCUCCAUGAUUACUUCGAGGAGGAACGGCUCAAGGAGCGAGCAAAGAAGCUGUUCGCGUACUUCUCCGAAAGCAGCCCGUUUGGGUACGUGCUGCCCGAGAUGAUGUCGGCGGCACUGGUUGAGGAACACGGGAAGCAUACGCUGAUCGUGGUUGGACCAGAAUCCCCAGAAGCGACCGCACUCGUGGAUGCCGUCCGACGGUUCUAUAUCCCGGGUAUGAUCAUCGUGCAGUUGAAGAUCGAUAAGCCGGCGCAUAUCGAGCGACGCCGCAAGUCGCUCGACAACUUCAAGAUGGUCAAGAACAUGCCAACGGCGUAUGUCUGCCACAACCGGGUGUGCCACCUGCCGGUUACCGAGCCGGAGCGUCUGGCGGAAGAGUUCCAGCCGCGCUAUACCUUCGACUAUCUCGAGUACGAGAACUGAUUUUUCGAGGCCUAAGGUCACUUUCAUGCGUCACGAUCGACGAUAACCAUGGAACGACUGGCGGCCGCUAAACAGGGUGAAGAAAAGCGUGAAAACCCCGGACGCACGCACAUAAAAUUCAGUUACAAACUGGUAAACAUCACAAGGACAAGGCACGGAAACAGGAGCGCAGAGGUAAAGCUAAUUUGUGAUCGAAAAAAACGGCAAGAAAUGUUGAAUGUUAAAUAUCAAACGACUACGGCGACGAUAAUGAAUGCUUUAAAAAAGGACGAAGCAAAGCUAGUUUGCUUCGCAUCUUCGUUGCUUUUGAUGUGACACACCAUCCCGCGUACGGAAACAAUGGAGCAUGCAAUGUGCGAUAUCUUUCUCGGUAUCCGCAUGCUAUUUGCUAUACCUUCUCCAGAAUGGUUCUCUCUCUGCAAAAUCCUUUUUCAACCUAAGCCUUCCACCAACAGGAAUUGUUGUUAUCUGUUACACCAAUGCUACAUUGAAUGUUCCGUUUCGUUUCCAAUUUUGUUACUAAUUUAUCGGCUACAUGUUGAAAGAGGAGAUUACCAUAAGGAGAGGAAGUGUAGAGUAGAGCAGAGUAGCGAACCCAUAAACGAUAUCUUUCAAACAAAGUUAAAGCAUUACCACUCGGAACGUACUACUACAGUAGGAGAGUAGCGGAAUUACCUUUUAUCGACCACCAGCAAAGUAGCAAGCAAUGGACCAUAGCGAUAGAGCACUUAUCGGUAGAGCAAAACAUGAAAAAAAAAUCACGCUAAUAUUCGUCGCCGCCACCCAUUUUACAAAAACAAUUUUGUACCAAGCACGGAUCGGCCAAACCAGUGUUGGCGGCUUUUCCUGGAAUUUUGAACUCGAAUAUUGCGCAACUUUUAAUGUUUGUAAUACCUGGCUCCCAGUGGUGAGCGCAUACAUACACAUCCUUUUAUCAAAACUACGCUUAUUGGCAAAUCGAUCGAUCGAUGAUCGAUAAAAAAUAUGACUGUGGUUGAGGAAGAAGCAACCAGCGAGUAACGAUGAGGCCAAAUGAUAGCGAUGUUUUAAUCUGUUGGAAAAAUGCAGUGUGUGUUUUUGAUCCGAAGUUUUAAAUGGCAAACAAAUCGAUUAAUGUUACUAGUACGAUAGGGCGUGGGGUCCGUGUGGGCCGUUAAGCCACACGCAACACCACUACCACUACCACUUCAUAAAUAUUCUAAACGAUUAACGGAUAGGAUUCGAUAGCGGAAUUCGAACAAAGUAGCAACGACAACGUUUUGCCGUAAUACCGUAGUUUCGGUUCGUUUUGCUCCUCUAUCUCUCAAACGAUAUCAAUGAUAUUAUUACGAUAAACGUAAAAUACAGCAAAAAAAAACAAAUAAAAUUUGGAAAAAGCA